UUAGAAGACGUUUUUCUUCGCAACGACGAACAAGUACCCCAAAUUCAGCUAGCUAACUUUACGCUAAGGUUCGCGAACUAGUUGACUGGUACCUGACAUGGGAAUUUGAUUUACCUUGAAGCCCAUACGUGAAUGCGGACGAUGGUUUUCUGCUAGGUCUGGCUGAACUGAAACGGUGGAUUUUCCCCAAACGAGAGCAUUGAUUAAGCAAGGCAAAGUGUUGUUUUAACGUCAAUAUGGGGAACGUGUGGAGUUAUUUUUUCCGAAAGACGUCUACAAGAGUGACGUCAUCGAUGACCAUUGCUGCAGACGGCACCACUGAGAUAUCUGUCAGUGCUAGUGGGCGGGCAAAAGACGCUAAAAUGACUGUCAAAACCACAGAACCAAAUAGCACAACUAAUACCACAGAAAUCAACGCGAACGGAUGCACCGGACACAUAUCCAUGUCGGUGACUGUACAGAAAGAAGCAGACGAGAUAAAGAAUUCAGCGAUCGUUUCAGGAUCCAUGGAAUCGGGAAGAAUCAGGGCGACCACAUUUAAUGGUAAAGAAACUGUGCGUAUGAAGGCGAAAGGAGAAAAUCUGUCUCCAAGUGGAAUGUUCAAGUCUGCGUCAGAACUAUCAGUAUCGAGGUCCAAGAAGGGCCAAGGAGAAUCGAAAUGUUCUUCGAUGGUUUCUGGCUCUGUGGAUCGGUUGGAGUCAUCCGUGUAUACGGAAAGAGACGAUGAUAGCCGAGUCUUCGCGAAAUCUGCGACGGAAAAAAUGCGGCCAUCACGGUUUGGGUCCAUGCCAUCAGUGAAAGUUUCACACGAAGAAGGGGCAUCAAGGGAAGACACACUCUCGGUUAACAGCGACGGUGGAACCGGCAAAGGCAAUACCCAGAUGAUCAUUAAAACUAAAGAUGGGAAGGAAAUGACAGCACAUACCAAAAUGGGUUGAUGAAGGACAGAAAUGUUAAUUUUGUUGCAGUUACAGCGGCUAUUUUGUUAUUAUCAUGUGGCCUUGUGAUAGUUAUUAAACGUACAGUUUUACAGGGAUAGUAACUUCUGCUAAUUUUGAAAACCAUACAAAGAUACGGGAAUUAAAGUUAAAAGUUUG
Gigantopelta aegis is the source of this 1097-nucleotide messenger RNA. RefSeq lists its product as uncharacterized. Lineage: Eukaryota; Metazoa; Mollusca; Gastropoda; Neomphalida; Peltospiridae. The transcript has 2 exons. The record is from RefSeq and is a predicted model, not a curated record. Bases 237 to 938 code for a protein of 233 amino acids.